Messenger RNA from Amoebophrya sp. A120, 1964 nucleotides. Lineage: Eukaryota; Dinophyceae; Syndiniales; Amoebophryaceae. The record is from the annotation of a GenBank genome assembly.
AUGAGCUCUUCCCUUUUUUCCAAAACCUCCCAGCGCUCCUGUACUACAGCAUCCGCAUCCGAGGCGACUCCUGCGCCAUCCCCGACGGAACCAGCGGCGCCAGAAAGCCAUGGAGGGAAUUAUAAAGAGAAGAGUCCUCGUCCACCUAGCGCGGCAGCCACGACUGGCGCAACCAAAAUCACUGUCGCCGACAUUCCGAAUAAAGGAAAAGGCGUUUUCGCGACGGAUUCCAUCAAGCGGGGGGAGAUUGUCGUGGCGGAGCAGCCGAAAUCGAUCCUGCCCUACGAGUAUCACAUGCAAAAAUGGCUGGGUCUGGAAGCGGGUACACUUGUCAUGCAGGUUUUCCAUGACCCAUGAGGUCCGGAACAAUGCGAGACCUAGCAUGACAGACUCUGUGAGGUCUCUGCCGUGCCUCUCCUGCAUGAGAAACUCCCUCCCAACUUGGUCGAAAGUAGACAGCCUUUGGCACUCAUGCAACACAGAGUUUUGCAUUUGCAUGAUUCGGAUUUAGCAUGACAAGUUGCUACUUUCGAGACCCAGACAUAUUUGCAAUGCAUAACGAGCAAUCCUGUGUGAUCCAGGGAAGGAACAAAUUUAACAUGGCGAAAAUGAUUACUGACGAGAAAAUGCUGGAGUUUGUGGACCGAGAAAUUAUCUGUAGGAGGAGCUCUGGAAAUUCUACAAGAACUUGUUCCACCACCCGCGAGGAUGGUGGAGAGAAACAAAAACAACAGCAGCAGAGCACGCUUCCAGGGGAGGAGCAGCACGACCACGACCACGACCGGAAACCAACCCUACAGGAGAAGAUCCUGCAGCUCAGCGAUUUUGGGAAAUCGGUCGGCGUGCCAGCGAAACGGUACGAAGAGAGCGUUUCCGUACGCCUGUCCGCAAAAUUCUGGUCCAACGCGGUGCCCGGGCCGUCGUGUUAUCGGGUGGUUGCGGAUGAAAAUGGGCACCACAGUCAGGUCCAAGAAGAGGAAGACAUGGCCCUCUGCACGGAAAUCGUCCCGAGGUUCAACCACAGCUGCCGGCCGAACGCGGUUUACACCUGGCAUUAUGACCAAGAAGGUGCGGCGCCGACGUCAGGUAAUGUUUCUUCAUCGAGCGACGCUGUUGAUGAUGAAGCAGGAGGAGCAAAAAUUUUAGCCGAGCCGAGCAGAAGUGCUGUCAAUGGGAAGGUCGUCAUUGUCGCCAUUCGCGACAUCGAGCCGGAGGAGGAAAUUUGCAUCUGCUACAUGGACGUCGACAUCAUGGAGAGCGACAGAAAGACCCGCCUGCAAUGGUGCCAACAAACCAUGGGCUUCACCUGCCAGUGCGAGGUGUGUAGUAAUCCGAGCGGAAAAAAUGGUAUUGGAUCCUCUCGCGCCCUCGGUGACCGCCGCGAUAUGUGCUCGCCGGGGACGACUGCAAAAAAUAACACGGAGGGUAAAAGCUGCAGUGAGGCGGCUCGGAAAAGAACCAAACAAAACGCCAACUGGGACGACUUCCUAGAGCAGAGCGACGAAAUACAGGGCAAAAUCGACUAUUUCAUGGAAGCAGGAGUAGAGGCGGAAUUUUUUCAGAAAAUGCCGGCUAGCAAGAGGAAAAAAAUCGUCCAGGACACACUGGAGAAGAAAUUCAAACUCCUCGAAGAUUGCAAUUUCUUCCUCCCGUGCAACAUGCGGAUUUUCGGCUACGAAGGCUACUGCCUGUCCGUUCUGUUUGACUUCCCCAAGGAAGAGAAGCAAAAAUACGCGGAGAUCCGCUCGCUCGCGCAUGCACAGAUGAGCGGACGGGACGCGGAGUGGAAAAUGCUCUCCCUUGCCGAAAUAAAUCCGGCGAAAGACACGGUGGCAUUGGCGCAGGGGCAGGAGUUGUUGAAGCAGGUGAAGUUGCAGCAGCGGGAGAAAAUGUUCCGGAAGAUGGACGUGGAGAUGGUAAGAUUGGCGGGGAAGUUUCUGGUGGGAGAUGCCGAGGGGAGGUGA